Messenger RNA from Quercus robur (English oak), 3147 nucleotides. Its product is annotated as phospholipase D gamma 1-like. Gene Ontology annotation, biological process: phospholipid catabolic process; phosphatidylcholine metabolic process. Lineage: Eukaryota; Viridiplantae; Streptophyta; Magnoliopsida; Fagales; Fagaceae. Gene Ontology annotation, molecular function: D-type glycerophospholipase activity; calcium ion binding. The transcript has 10 exons. The coding region runs from base 310 to 2895 and encodes 861 amino acids. The record is from RefSeq and is a predicted model, not a curated record. Gene Ontology annotation, cellular component: plasma membrane.
AAAAAAAACAAAAAACAAAAAAACAAAAAAAACCAAAAGAAGAAGUCAAAUAUACUAAGUUCCCAAUAGAUCAAUUUUAGUUUCAGUUCUUUCUUUACAGUUGACUAAACUAUUUCAGUGCCAAUUCUUCUUUUGGUGUUGAACAACAAGACAAUUUAUUGCCUAUAUUUUAUUGGGUAUUCUCCAAGUUUUGAUGUUGACUUCUGUUGUCGUUUGUUAUACUUUUUAGUUGGUGUAGUUGUUCUUCAAUCUGCUAAGUCAGCCAAAGUUGAGUUCUUAAUUGCAUAUUUUGAGGCAUAAAAAGUGUUCAUGGCUCAACCUGAAUAUGCUCAAACAUCAUCAUUUAGAGCCUCAAGCCAUGUUCAGGGUCAACAAGCUGUGCCAUUCCAGACCAACAAGGUUUCCCUUAAGGUUUUUCUGUUACAUGGGAACUUAGAUAUCUGGGUCAGGGAGGCCAAAAACCUUCCUAACUUGGAUACGUUACAUAGCAGAUUAAGAGAAAAGUUUGCCGAAUUGAAGGUGAAGGUUCGCAGCAAAAUUGAGGGGCAUUUGUGUGAUAAUAACAGAACUAGCGAUCCAUAUGUCACAGUAUCAGUAUCAGGCGCUGUAAUUGGGAGGACUUUUGUGAUUAGUAAUAAUGAGAACCCUGCUUGGAUGCAGCAUUUUAAUGUUCCUGUUGCACAUUAUGCUGCAGAAGUGCAUUUUGUCGUCAAAGACAGUUAUGUUGUUGGCUCAGAGACUAUGGGUGCUGUGAGAAUUCCAGUGAAGCUAUUAUGCUCUGGAAUGAAAGUUGAGGGGACCUUCCCAAUCCUUGAUGACAGUGGGAAGCCUUGUAAGGCUGGAGCUGUCUUGAGUUUAUCAAUUCAGUACACCGCAGUUGAUAAAAUGAACAUUUAUCAUGGAGUAGAUUCAGGUCCUGAUUGCCAAGGGGUCCCAGGUACCUACUUUCCACUUAGGAAAGGUGGAAAAGUGACACUAUAUCAAGAUGCACAUGUUCAUGAUGGUUGCCUUCCCAAUUUGAAGCUCGAUGGUGAUGUUCAAUAUGAGCAUAGGAGUUGUUGGAAUGACAUCUUUGAAGCAAUAACUCGAGCCCGUCAUUUGAUAUACAUUGCAGGGUGGUCGGUGUACCACACAGUUAGACUGAUUCGAGAUGUUAAUAAAGCAAUAGAUUGCAUGCUGGGGGAUCUUCUGAAAACCAAGUCAAAAGAAGGUGUAAGAGUGCUGCUCCUUGUAUGGGAUGAUCCUACUUCUAAGAGCUUUUUGGGACAUAAAAGAGAGGGCAUCAUGCAUACUAAUGAUGAGGAGACUCGCCAUUUUUUCAAGCACUCUUCGGUGAAAGUGCUACUCUGCCCCCGAUCAGCUGGAAAAGGACGUAGCUUGGUCAAAAAGAAGGAAGCUGGAAUAAUCUAUAGUCAUCAUCAGAAAACAGUGAUUGUGGAUACUGAUGCAGGUCACUGUAAAAGAAAGAUCAUGGCAUUUGUUGGAGGUCUUGAUUUAUGCAAGGGCCGAUAUGAUACUCCAACACAUCCUCUUUUUAGGACUUUACAAACAGUGCACAAAGAUGACUAUCGUAACACCAACUUCACGGAGCCUUCUGUUGGCUGUCCAAGACAACCGUGGCAUGAUUUGCAUUGUUGUAUUGAUGGUCCAGCUGCAUAUGACAUCCUCACCAAUUUUGAGGAGCGCUGGUUGAAGGAAUCAAAACCUCGUGGGCUUCGAAAGCUAAUAGGAUCAUCAUAUGAUGAUGCUCUUCUUAUGCUUGAAAGUAUUUCUGACAUCAUCAGGAAGGAAGAGUUUCCUUCCCAAAGUCAGAAUGAUCCAGAGGGUUGGCAUGUACAGGUUUUUCGCUCAAUUGAUUCCAAUUCUGUGAAAGGAUUUCCUGAGGACCCAAAAUAUGCUACUAGCAGGAACCUUUUAUGUGGGAAGAAUGUACUGAUUGACAUGAGCAUACAUACAGCAUAUGUGAAGGCAAUCCGUGCUGCCCAAAAAUUCAUAUAUAUUGAGAACCAAUACUUCCUUGGGUCAUCAUACAAUUGGGAUUCUCACAAAAACUUAGGUGCUAACAAUUUGAUACCAAUUGAAAUUGCUCUCAAAAUUGUUAACAAAAUAAAAGCGAAUCAGAGGUUCUCUGCAUAUAUCAUUAUCCCAAUGUGGCCAGAAGCUGCAAGCAUUGUCAGGCAGCAGAUUCUCUAUUGGCAGCAUAAAACAAUGCAAAUGAUGUAUGAAAUGAUUUAUAAUGCUUUAAAGGAGGUUGGACUUGAGACCAAGUAUGAGCCACAAGACUAUUUGAAUUUCUUUUGCCUGGGCAAUCGUGAGGCACCAGAUAGGGAAGAAAGUUUAGAUGCAGAAGAUUCCACUGCAGUAAUGACUCCUCAAGUACUUCCCUUAGCUACCCGAGCACUUGCUCAGAGGAGUAGGCGUUUUAUGGUUUAUGUUCACUCCAAAGGUAUGAUAGUGGAUGAUGAGUAUGUGAUAUUGGGAUCUGCAAAUAUCAAUCAACGGUCCAUGGAAGGAAUCAGAGACACUGAGAUAGCAAUGGGUGCAUAUCAGCCUUAUCAUACCUGGGCAAGCAAAGAUUCUAGUCCACAUGGACAGAUAUAUGGAUAUAGAAUGUCAUUAUGGGCAGAGCACAUUGGAGCUCUCGAAGAAUGUUUCAAGCAACCGGAGAGCCUCGAAUGUGCGAGGCAGGUAAGGUCCUUGAGCGAGCUCAACUGGAGACAAUAUGCAGCUGAUGAGGUAACAGAAAUGAAGGGUCACCUAUUAAAGUAUCCAGUCGAAGUUGAUAGAACAGGCAAGGUGAAGCCACUUCCUGACUGUGUAACAUUCCCAGACAUAGGAGGUACUGUAACUGGGAGUGGGACAUUUGCAUACAUUCAUGAAAAUCUCACUAUCUGAUAUAGUUGAAGAUACCCAAUCCCAGAAUGGCUGUCAAUUUAGUCCAAUAUAAGAGCAUCUCCAAUAGAUGUUGUAUCGGGGUUUUUUGGAGAAUCUAUGCUACUGUUCACGCUCCAACAGGUUCAGUAUACACAAAACUUUUCUAAAUUUUUUUUGAAGUUGCUACAGUACUUGAAGUACUGUAGCAACUUCAAAUCAAUUUUUUUGCUUAAAAAAUUAUCCCAGCUAUUAUUAUAUCAAUUCUUUCUCUCU